Messenger RNA from Orbicella faveolata, 2753 nucleotides. RefSeq names its product anaphase-promoting complex subunit 4-like. Gene Ontology annotation, molecular function: protein binding. NCBI's taxonomy places the organism in Eukaryota, Metazoa, Cnidaria, Anthozoa, Scleractinia, Merulinidae. Gene Ontology annotation, biological process: anaphase-promoting complex-dependent catabolic process; protein K11-linked ubiquitination. Gene Ontology annotation, cellular component: anaphase-promoting complex; nuclear periphery. The record is from RefSeq and is a predicted model, not a curated record.
CGUUCCUAAGAACGCCUUGAUGGCCGAACUCUAUGGCCUCGUUUUCGGGCAAAUGCCUCGUUUCCGAAUUUCUGCGUGUGACGACUUCAAGUCAGCGGUAGAGAUUCGAAUUUCCAAAAUGGCGGGAGUAAGCGGUUCUUUUCGGCAGCUCGAAGACAAGCCGUGUUCUGCGGAAAUUCUUUAUCAAAGAUGGUCGCCAAAGAUGGAUUUGCUUGCCCUUGUGACAGUCGAAGGUGAGGUUUGGUUGCAGAGGUUGUCUUGGAAGCGAGUGUGGACAAUUUCUACCGCCGAAGGUCGAGCUCUUUCAGUGGCAUGGAGACCAGACGGGAAGAUUUUAGCUGUUGCUUUCAACGAUGGUAAAAUACAGCUCUUCGACAUCGAAAACGCUGAAUGUAUUCAUAAAACAAAAAUCGAAUCGACGCCCACGUCCAUGGAUUGGAUAGAGGAAGGAAAAGAGAAAGUAUCGACUGUUGAUCAUGAAACGUCUUCGAAAAACUUGCCGUUUUUCGUAGAAAAAUCAGAACUUUAUCUUCCUUCACUUUCACAUCUGCCAAAAUCUGCGGGAGCUCUGUUUUCGAAAGAAACUUUACAAGAAGAGUCGGAGGAUCCCAAAAAGCUCAAGUGUCUACCCGAGGAGUUAAGCGUGUUGGUUGUCGGUGAUGAUAGAGGCAAAAUACAUAUGUACCUGUAUGGCAUUUUCUUGUGUGCCUCACUGAAUACUGCGGAUGUCUUGCAGCAUCAUUCUGAAUUUCAAGAAGUAACGAGUGCCUAUGUGUCGCAUGAUUUAAAGGUGCUCUCAGCUGUCGUCAAAUCACCUGUGAUUGAAUCAGAUAAACAAUCUGUGUCAUUAGUCUUGUAUGACACCGGAUUGCUGUCCAUGAGGAGACGUGAACUUGCAGUUGUAGCUAAGAAAAUGGGCGAGGUCACCUGCCUGAUGGAUUACUUUGAUAACACUUUGCAGUCCAUGUCAGACGCUUGGGAGGACAUACUCCUUGAGAUGGACACAAAGUUGACAGACUUUGCAGCAGAACGACUGACUGCCGGAUCAAGUGUCAGUAGUGAAUUCCUAACUUUACUCACUCAUGGAGUGACAAGUCCUGAGCUACAGUCUUUCCUAAUUCAUGAUCUCACAGAGAAAGGUCUCAAGAAGCUGGGACAUAGCAUUGAAAAUUCUUACACAAGUAUUCAAAAUCUGGCAUUGAAGCACUUGCAGUGUGUCAUGCAAUCUCUUCUGUUCCAUGUGACAGAAUUUCAUGGAAUGUCAAGAUGGUAUGAACAGUUUGGUGAUUUGGGUCUUUCUGAGUUUGACAUCCAAACUGUUAUCACAAGUCUUGGUUCUGUCAUGUUGAAAACACAAGAGCUUGUCCUUGUCAUUGAAACAAGCCUCAAGAGCUUCAAAGCAUUCUUUCAAUGGCUUUAUUAUGCCAUCUUGAGUUUAUCUGAUGCUGAAAUUCCAGACUUUGUGAAACAGAGGAGCCAGCAAGAAGUAAUGCUUUUGUCAGGCUUCAUUCAAGAUCAGCUUGUUGUCAACCAGCAAGGAAAGUUUACCCUGGAGAGAGUCGGUCAAUAUUUUGACCCCAAGUCACUAACAGUAAAGCCACCAUUUGGUAACAAUGACUGGACAAAGUUUGUUGAGAGUCACCCAACACUCAGAGCAAGUCCUCUGCUAAUACCUAACAAAGCAACUGAUUCUUUGCUGACUCUUUCUGAACAACUCCAUGAACACAUCAAGAAAGCCUUUGCAGAACCAAUAAGCUCUUUAAGCAAAUCAAUCUCUUGCUGGAACUGUUCUCCACUUUGUGAAAUCAGCAAGAAUGAAGAUUCUUUCCAUGUAGCGCAAAAAUCGACUGGAUUUCCUGUGCAUCAGCUUGUAGUUUUUCCUGAAGACAGGAGACUGAACCUUGUUUCUAUCAGGCCAAAUGAGCGCAGGUUAUUUCUUGCAAGAAUUUGCAUUGACAACUUGCCAGGUGACAUUGAACAAGUGUUGUACUCUUUCUCUGAUGUUAUGUUCUAUGACUCAGAGUAUUUGUCAGUUUUGCUUCAGCAGCACAAAGUAGAUGAUGGUGGUGAUGAAGAUGAUGUUGAUGGUGGGUUGUCAAUAUUGGCUCAAGUUCCUUAUUCAUGGCUUGAAGAUAAAGACUUUCUAGAUGUUGCACAAGUCAAACAAACAUACAUCAACCAAAUAUCACAACCUCCACCCAUCAGUGUCGGGCCAAGAAUUACCCAUUUUCGGAAGCUGGUUGGAAUGAGGGCAAGUUCUUUGUCUGUGAGUGGAACUCGGAAGGUCUCCUGUGUGUUGUCAGUUUUGCAAAGAAAUGUCCGGCUGUUUGAUAUGGAUGCCGAAGAUGAGGAGACAGAAGAUGAGGAAACUGAGAAUGAAGAAUUAAACAAUUCCUUUGAAGAGGAGCAGUGAACAGAUUUCUGACAAUUCAUGUCUCCCUAGGGAACUAAUUUUUGCCGAGCAAUUUUCUCAAAGAAUAGCAAUAACUGAAGAACCUUUGUAGUAAACAAAUGUUGGUGCAAUGUAGAUAUUGCCUGAGAAAAAUUUAAAUCUGCUAUGCUGUACUCAUAGGCAUAUGACCCUCCAGUUUCCAAAAUUUUAUGAAAUUUGUCAGGCAAAAUACUCAUGAUUUGGGCAACAGUACUUGGGAGAAAACAUUCCAAAAGCCUUCUCAACCUCAAUAAUAAUUCAUCAAGUUUAAACAAAGAAAAUCACAACUGUGAAGGAGGUUUGGAUACCUGGUCUUAAUUAG